Molecule: messenger RNA, 541 nt
Organism: Papaver somniferum (opium poppy)
Lineage: Eukaryota; Viridiplantae; Streptophyta; Magnoliopsida; Ranunculales; Papaveraceae
Product: DPH4 homolog
Exons: 1
Coding region: 14-541 (175 amino acids)
Biological process (GO): protein histidyl modification to diphthamide; tRNA wobble uridine modification
Cellular component (GO): nucleus; cytosol
Molecular function (GO): metal ion binding
Source: RefSeq, a predicted model, not a curated record
UUAACUUAAAGCUAUGCUUUUGGAUGGGAAAAGAUCUGUCCUGAAAACUCACUAUGACAUUCUAUCAGUGAAGGAGGAUGCAGAUUAUGAAGAGAUUCACGCAAACUACAAGAGAGCUGCCCUUAAAUCCCAUCCUGAUAAAAUGCGGUCAACAACUGAGACCUCAGAUUUUCAACAUGAAUCACUAGAAACAUUUCUAAUGGUGCAAAAAGCCUGGGAAAUCUUGAGCGACUCAAAGACCCGUGGAAUUUAUGAUCGUGAAUUGAGGGAUUCAAGACGAGAUACAGAAACUGCUGAAGAUGUUAGUUUAGAGGAGAUGAUGGUAGAAGGAGUUGGUCAGGUCCUGGAACUCUUUUACGAAUGCAGGUGUGGCGAUUGCUUUUCCAUUGAUUCAAUUGAACUCGGAGAGAUGGGUUAUUCAUUGGGUAGGGAUGACAGUAAGAUAUUUAUACACAGACCUGACUCCAGACCAGCCACUGUUAUACUUCCUUGUGGGUCGUGCUCUCUUAAAAUUCGUCUUACAAUCACAACUGGUUCAUAG